UCAAAGACCGCUAGUAGACCAGCCAUAAACACAGGCAGUGCAAAACUCUUCGUCGACGCUUUCCUCGAAGAAUCCUCUUUCUCAAACUCCAACACAUCUGAGCGAGUGGCCCGUCUUGUCAAAUCUCACACUCAAGAAGUAAACUGGGAUGGUGAGGAAAGGAUACAAGAUGCAGUACUUCGAAUGCUCGUGGACAAAUACAAGCCUCUUCGAGGUCCUACUGUGAAGAAUGCAGAUGAGAAGUUGAAGGAGAGGCCACCUGUCGUUCAAUCAUCUCCUCCUUCAACCUUUGCUCCUGUAUAUGAAGACGAAGGGGAUCCCUCAAUAUCACAAACAGCAUCAAUUUCCUCUGUAGAGUACCAUCCAAACUGGCAAACCCGCGCCUCAGAGCCUCUCCUCCCUGCAGUUGAAGGACACAGACCCUGGCACACAACAUUCACCCCUCCCUCCAGUGCACGUAUAAAAACAGGGACCUUCGCACCUUCCAGCGCUCGUCGUUCCACCCUCUCUUUAGAUGGUGAUGAACCAAUCAAACAAGACAUCAGUGCAGCUCGACGAAACGCAAAUGCUCAACGCCUCGGACGCGCUCGAGAGUCUACACUCGAUUACCGACUUGGUCUCGCUCGACAAGGAAGCAGAGAAGGACAUGGACAUGGACAUGGACAAGGGAGGCGUCACAUGCCUGUUGGUAUGAAAGCCUGGGCAAGCCUUGUCGAAGAACGAAUCGAACGUGCACGUUUACAAGGACAAUUCAAGACUAUAAAAGGACGGGGGAAGCCACUUGAACGAGAAAUGGAGGAGAGGAACCCGUUCAUUGCACGGGAAGAGUUUCUGAUGAAUCGAAUUGUGCAGAGGAACCAGGCUGCACCGCCGUGGGUUGAGUUACAAGCAGAAGUCGAAACUGCGAUCCAAACCUUCCGAACCCUCCUUCAACAAACCUGGACCCGUCGUCUGAUCCUUCACUUAACUUCUCGCCUCCCUCUCUCAAGGCUCUCCUCACUCACCCUCGAAGAUAUCCGAUCCAUCCGAGAUACGAACUGGGUAAAUCGCGAAUCAAAUUACCACGCCUCCGCACUGGGAGAAGUAAACGAAGUGGUAAGGAGGUAUAAUGGUGUUGCGCCAUAUUCGGUGCGCAAGCCAUAUUUCGUGAAGGAGGCGGAGUUGGAGAGGGUGUAUUGGGCUUGUGCAGAGGAUGUGCUUGAGGGUGUG
Molecule: messenger RNA, 1209 nt
Organism: Fomitiporia mediterranea MF3/22
Lineage: Eukaryota; Fungi; Basidiomycota; Agaricomycetes; Hymenochaetales; Hymenochaetaceae
Exons: 2
Source: RefSeq, a predicted model, not a curated record